Messenger RNA from Wickerhamiella sorbophila, 1992 nucleotides. Its product is annotated as S-adenosyl-L-methionine-dependent tRNA 4-demethylwyosine synthase. Bases 1 to 1992 code for a protein of 663 amino acids. Gene Ontology annotation, molecular function: catalytic activity; 4 iron, 4 sulfur cluster binding; FMN binding. Gene Ontology annotation, biological process: wybutosine biosynthetic process. NCBI's taxonomy places the organism in Eukaryota, Fungi, Ascomycota, Dipodascomycetes, Dipodascales, Trichomonascaceae. The record is from RefSeq and is a predicted model, not a curated record. The transcript has a single exon.
AUGGGGCUUUGGACGUCGAUCCGGGUAUUUGUGCUUUUGGCAUGUCUGCUAACGGCAUUCCUGGAGCUUGCUCGUCGCAAAGAAGAAAAUAGAGCCAAACUCAACGAGCCAAAGAAAAAAGUGCCCGAAAAAGAGCGGAUAAUGGCUGUAGACUUCACUACCCCAGCUUCUACAAUUAAGAAGCCCCGCAAGGUUGUGAAGCCUAAAACCCAAAAAACAAAGGCCAUUGGAGAAUCAGCAAGUACCUCGAGCAGGAUGACCAUCUUUUACUCUACACUUACAGGAUCAAGUGAACGUUAUGCGCAGAAGCUGCACAACCAGUUUAAGCAUGUGAUGGAAAACGAGCCCGAUCUAUUGAAUCUCGACUAUGUCGAUGAUAUCGACGAAUUCUUCCUUUCCCCGAAAACUCCUGGAGCAAUCUAUAUUCUCGUCCUGCCUAGUUAUGAGACUGAAUGCCCUCUUGAUUAUUUCAUUGAUAGUCUAAAGGAGACCUACAACGAUUUCCGAAUCGAUUCUCGCCCUUUGUCUAGUUUGGCUGGAUUUUCAGUUUUUGGCAUCGGCGAUUCUGAAAGCUGGGGGCAGGAGGAUAAGUUCUGUUACCAGGCCAAGCUCGUUGAUAAGUACCUUGGGAAGUUGGGCGCUCGCCGCGUUUUCCCCUUGGGCACUGGAUGUAUCAAAACCACAAUCGACGAGAGCUUUGAUGAGUAUAUUGAGCAUCUUACUAGUGAGCUCCACAACCCCACCCCGGCGUCUGAGCUUGCGGAUAUUGCCGACAGCGACGACGAGGGAGAAGACGAUCCUAGUGUGAUGGAUGUUGAGGACAUGGGUAAGCCUAUGAGAGUGAAGGAAUUAGCAGAGGCAAAGCAAAUGGUGGCCAAAGAUUCCCCUACCUACAAGGCACUUACCAAACAAGGAUAUACGGUUGUGGGGUCUCAUUCCGGUGUGAAAAUCUGUCGAUGGACUAAAAGUGCUUUGAGAGGACGAGGAUCGUGCUACAAAUUUGCAUUCUACGGCAUUAAAAGUCAUUUGUGUAUGGAGACUACACCUUCACUGUCCUGCUCAAAUAAGUGUGUCUUCUGCUGGCGCCAUGGCACUAAUCCUGUCGGCACAACGUGGCGUUGGCAAGUAGACCCCCCUAAAGCUAUUCUCGAUGGUGCUUUGGAGGGCCAUUACAAGAAGAUCAAAAUGAUGAAAGGCGUCCCAGGAGUUCAAGCGGCUCGUUUUGCCGAGGCCUUUACUGUCAGACAUUGUGCUCUUUCGUUGGUGGGUGAGCCAAUUUUCUAUCCUCAUAUUAACGAGUUCUUGGAGAUGCUGCACGCAAAACACAUAUCGAGUUUCUUAGUCUGCAAUGCUCAGCAUCCAACAGAGCUCGCUGCGCUCAAACGUGUCACUCAGCUUUAUGUCUCUAUCGAUUCAAGUGACAAGGAGAGUUUACGAAAAGUUGAUCGCCCUCUCUAUCGCGAUUUCUGGGAACGCCUAGAGGCAUGCCUAGAUAUCAUUCGCGAGAAGCGAACUCACCGAACAGUUUACCGUUUGACGCUUGUCAAGAAUUUCAAUGCUGAGGAUGUCGAAGGCUAUGCAGAUCUUAUUGCUCGUGGUGAGCCUUGUUUUGUCGAAGUUAAAGGAAUGACGUACUGUGGAACUUCAAAAAAUAGUGUGCUCAGCAUGGAGAACGUUCCGUACUAUGAAGAGGUCCAAGCAUUCGUCGAGGCCCUUGAAACUGAGCUUCAAAGCCGUGGGUUGGAAUACGGUUUGGCAACUGAGCACGCACACUCUUGUUGUGUAUUAUUGGCACAAAAGCGAUUCUAUAUCAACGAAAAAUGGUAUACUCAUAUUGAUUACGCCAAGUUCUUUGAGCUUUUGGAGUCCGGAACUGACUUCGGGCCCAUGGACUAUAUUGCCGAGACGCCAUCUUGGGCAUAUUACGGUUCUGAAGAGGCUGGAUUCAAUCCUGUUGAUGUAAAACAUCGCAGAGGCAAGCCGGUGGAGUAA